Drosophila yakuba is the source of this 1553-nucleotide messenger RNA. RefSeq lists its product as uncharacterized. The coding region runs from base 179 to 832 and encodes 217 amino acids. The transcript has 3 exons. Lineage: Eukaryota; Metazoa; Arthropoda; Insecta; Diptera; Drosophilidae. The record is from RefSeq and is a predicted model, not a curated record.
UAAGAUCAAAGACUGCAUCAACAAUUCAACUCAUGUGUCACACUCAAAUCAUUGAAUAAAUACGCUUACAUCAACAAUAUAGAGACAGUAAUAAAUUAACCAAUUGAUAUCAAUAGAAAAACAUAAAACAAAAAAAAAAAAAACAAAGUCGAGAGGAGUGAAUAGAACGAAUAUCAAAAUGCGCGCCGUAUACGACUUGUUGCUGAGCAACGCCUUUGAUCCCAGAAUGGUGCUCCAGAACCACAACACGGUGGUGGCCCGUUCCACCUUGACGCCGAACAGCAGCAGCCAGAACUUUGGCUCCCAUCCGCUGGGUGGAUCGGCCAACGGUUCCGGAUCCGGACGUACUCCUCUGAACGCCGGACCCAGCACCCAGCGUCCCAUAUUGGAUCUGCUGGUGGCCAUGGUGGCCGUGCCGGUGCUGAUCCUCUGCGCCCUGCAGCUGGAGAAGAAUCUGCGGGACAACAGCGUGGAGUCCCGCUGGCUGGUCUUCGCCCUGGGCAUUGGGAUGCUGGUGAUCAGCGUGAUCAUCUGCGGCUAUGUCACGCACCGCAUGGGCGUCUGCAUUUGGGCGGGACCCAUCGAUGAGGCGGGAAACCGGGCCACCAAUGGAGCCAUGCCACAUAUCAACUCCCAGAACGAUGUGCUGCGCAUAGUGGACUCACUGCCGCCAAGUUACGAUAGUGUGGUGAAGUACGAGCUGCCGCCUCCGGCCUACGAUUGCCUGGUCAUCGACAUGGAACAGUCGAAGGAUCUGCAGCCGCCACAGACCACCGCCAAGCCAGGAGCUGGCGGAUCCACCUCCCCGCCCGGUGCCACCCUGCACAUCUGAGGGGAAAGGGGACGGAGGGGGAAGGGAUUGAGCAGUGGAAGGAGGAGAGAGAAUUAAGAGAUUUUUUCCCAACUGGCAGCGCAACGGAUUUCUGUACUUGACCCACUUAAAAACCACAUGCAAACAUGUCUAUAACUACGAUUUCGAUAGGUGGUAAUCUGGAAACUCUGUUGUUUUUUUUCCGAAAGAAAAAACCCAGAUCAUUCAGCUGAAUACCGCCAUAUAUCCGUAUAUCAAUUAUAAUGUUUGGCUCACUGGUAGCUUGGCAAAGCUUUAUGGCAUUGUAUUUACUUUGUUUGUAAGCAGCUAGUAUUUUAACUCGUAGUGCCCAUCAAUAACGAUAUCGAUUCCUUUGCAUUGUACAUAGAGUUCUCUGAAAACACAAAAACACACAGCAUCUAGUCCAAAGUUGUAUAUAGCCGAAAAAAGAAAUAACUGAACCACACAUGAUGCGCCCAUAUAUAAGUUUUAAACACAUACGACUAUAUUGUAUACUAAAUGAAUGCCAGGGCAGGGCGGGAAUCAAACUACAAAACUACUGGGUAGCAAUUAGUCUUAGUCUUAGCGUAUUGCCUGUAUAUAACUAUGUAUAUUUCAAUUACAAAUACUUUUAUAUAGCCAUCUCGACAGCGAUGUCGAUUGCCAACAAAUGUCGGAAAACGUUCAGUGUUGCUUUCCAGAAAUAAAGAAUUCCUAUUAAGUUUAUUGAAAUGCAAGCAAA